AUGGUUUUCUCAAGUGACUGCACAGAUCCUAAGCUCCGUGAUCUGAGGGCAUUUUUACCCAAAUAUUUUGGCACAUGGUCUCCUCCAGGAUGCACAGAUGAUCUUUAUUUAAAACUGGAAGAUGUAACAAGGAAGUUUAAUAAACCAUGUAUCAUGGAUGUGAAAAUUGGCCAAAAGAGCUAUGACCCGUAUGCAUCAGCUGAGAAGAUACAUCAGCAGGUCAGCAAGUAUCCUUUGAUGGAAGAGAUUGGUUUCCUGGUUCUAGGCAUGAGGGUAUACCAUGUUGAUUCUGACAGCUAUGAAACUGAAAACCAGCACUACGGACGGAGUUUAAGUAAAGAGACUGUAAAAGAAGGCAUUUCCAAGUUCUUCGGUAAUGACUGUUCUUUGAGGAAGGAUGCCGUGUCUGCUUGUCUGCUGAAAGUUAAACUAAUUCUCAAUUGGUUUGAGCACCAAGACACCCUCAGUUUUUAUGCGAGCUCCCUGCUCUUUGUUUAUGAUGGCUCCUGCCCCCCCAAAAAUACAGAUUUAGUUGAUGGAAAACUGCUGGAGAAGAGUGUCUUUUCUAAAGAGUUGUUUACAGAUGUUGAAGUUCCGGAAUGCAAUAACAACAUAAAUUUGUUGAGUUCUGUGAGCAGCAGGAAGGGAGAAGAGCAUGAAGAGAAACUGUCUAGAGUCUGCGCUAGCCACAAGAAGACCUGCCCCAAGAGGCCACACAGCCAAGCCUUCCUGGAAGGGGAAACUGUAGAGCAAGACAGAGCAUGGAAAAGUCAAAACAGUUCUGCACCAGAACAUCUAAAUGGAAACCUUCUGUCUAAACUGGAAAAUGUCUUCUGUCACAUUUCCACAGAGUCCAGGGAAAACUCGCAGGUUGAUGUCAGGAUGAUUGAUUUUGCCCACGUAUUUCCGAGUGACGAAAAAGACGCUGGCUAUAUCUAUGGAUUGAAAAAUUUAAUUGCAGUCUUGCAGAGUAUUUUAAAUGAAUAA
Staurois parvus is the source of this 987-nucleotide messenger RNA. NCBI's taxonomy places the organism in Eukaryota, Metazoa, Chordata, Amphibia, Anura, Ranidae. The record is from the annotation of a GenBank genome assembly.